This is a messenger RNA of Acanthoscelides obtectus, 437 nucleotides long. The record is from the annotation of a GenBank genome assembly. Lineage: Eukaryota; Metazoa; Arthropoda; Insecta; Coleoptera; Chrysomelidae.
CACGAAGAUUAAUACACAUCUGCAUGCGCUCGAAACAAUUUUCGAAGCACUUAUUCCACUCGUUUGCUGGCAGAUCCAAAACGGCAUUUUUGAAUGCGUCAACUGCUUCUUCUGGUGACUGGAACCUUUGACCACGCAGUCUGUUUUUAAUUUUCGGGAAAGUAAAGAAAUCGUUAGGACUUAGAUCGGGACUAUAUGGAGGAUGGUCCAAUAAUUCCACGAUUUCUUCCGUUAAAUACUGCCUUGUUUUCUUGCAUUGUCUUGGUGGACGAUGAUUCUUCCUUCGGGGUUGAUUUUUCGAAGCUCCGUGAUGACUUUUGGCAAACAAAUGGUGGUAUACCAAUCCGCAGUAACAGUUCUUUGCUCACUAAGAGGAAUUGUUGCAAUAUGACCCGCUUUUGACACAAAUGUCGCGACCAUCUUUUUCGAAACACUUC